CUGCGGGGAAGGGCGGGGCCUGCGGGUGUCACGGACCCCGCUGAAAGAGCUGCCCUUCGCGGGGAAGAACCGGCCGGGGAAGGUUCCAGUUAAGUAGCUGAAGAAAUCUGGAAUUAUGGAUCAUGCCAGGAAAGCAAUAUUUAACAUGUUCGGAGCGGAGCCCCUCUCCUAUACUCGCUUCAGUUUGGCCCGGCAGCCGGACGGGGACAGCAGCCGUGUGGAAAUGAAACUCUCGGCCGAGGAAGAGGAGGCGGGGGAGAACGGCAUGAUCGACCAUCUGCCCCCCAGGAAAGCCAAAUCCAGAAGGCAUCGGCACCUGUGCUGCGUGUGUGGCGGGGUGGCCCUCCUGUUUCUAAUAGGAUUUUUGUUUGGCUACAUAAGUUUCCGUGCCCGGAUGCCACCAGUGCCAGAGUGUAGCAAUGGCGCAGCAUCACCGAAAGUCUUCACUCCAUCUGAAUACUCCGAAGCCAACAAUCCCGCGUCCGAUCCAGUGCUCUAUUGGGGAGACCUGAAGAAAUUACUGGCCGAUCGGCUAGGCAAGGCCAACUUCCAAGAGACAAUCUGGAAUGUGUCCUCCAAAAAUCACGAAGCCGGCAGUGUACGGGACGAGGUUCUGGCCUAUGACAUCCACAAGCGGUUUGUGUCUUACAACUUGGAUAAAGUCUGGGAUGAUGAGCAUUAUGUCCGUCUCCAAACCAGGUCUUCAAAUGUAGUUUCUUUGGAAAAUACUGGAAACACAAUUCUGGAGAGUCCCAGUGUUUUCGUAGCCUACGGUGAAAACGGCCAGGUUUCGGUAAGUCUAUCCUAGAGCUUCAGUGGCUUUAUUCUUCCCAACCGGACAC
Molecule: messenger RNA, 842 nt
Organism: Notechis scutatus (mainland tiger snake)
Lineage: Eukaryota; Metazoa; Chordata; Lepidosauria; Squamata; Elapidae
Source: RefSeq, a predicted model, not a curated record